UCGCUGCAACUUUCUAUUUUCGCAGCCCUAAACUCGUUUGUCUCUCGAGAAUCUCUUUACUCCUUCAAUCAACAAUGGAAUUCUGGGGAGCUGAAGUGAAGGCAGGGAAGCCACUUAAAGUGAAACCUGAUGAAGACUGUCUCAUCCACCUUUCACAGGUAUGUAUUGAUAACGGGAAGAAGGGUGAAACUGCGCUCUUGUACGUGACGGUUGAUGGGAAGAAGCUUGUGAUUGGAACACUUUGUCAGGGGAAUAUUCCUCAGAUCAGCCUUGAUCUGAUAUUUGACCAGGAGUUUGAGCUCUCACACUCGUUGGAGACAGGAAGUGUCCACUUCAUUGGCUACAAAUCGCCCAACAUCGAUGAUGAGGAGUGUUACUCUUCUUCUGACUCUUCUUCUUCUGAGGAAGUGGAGGUCCCUGCAACUGACACUGCCAAUGGGAAUGCUGGAGCUGCUGCUUCGAGUGUUGUCAAGGCUGACUCGGAACCAAAGACCAAGCCUGCUGAAGAAGUGAAGCAUGAAUCAGACGAUGAUGAUGAUCAAGGUUCUGACAGUGGUUGCAUUUGUUUUUCUAGUGGAUGGAUGAUUGAGAUGAUGAGGAAGAUGAUUCUGGGGGCAAAGAAGAAGUGAUACCUUCCCUAUUACUCCUCCUUGAUUCUAAAAACUGAAAAAAACUGUUAGUGAAACUGAAAAAAACUGUUUGCUGCAGGUUUUGCUCUUUUGAUAUUUGACUCUUUGUUUUUUGAUAAUAAUGCAAACUAAGUUAAU
Molecule: messenger RNA, 767 nt
Organism: Brassica oleracea var. oleracea
Lineage: Eukaryota; Viridiplantae; Streptophyta; Magnoliopsida; Brassicales; Brassicaceae
Product: histone deacetylase HDT2-like
Exons: 3
Coding region: 75-629 (184 amino acids)
Source: RefSeq, a predicted model, not a curated record